Lingula anatina is the source of this 2753-nucleotide messenger RNA. RefSeq names its product DGAT1/2-independent enzyme synthesizing storage lipids. Gene Ontology annotation, molecular function: acyltransferase activity. Gene Ontology annotation, cellular component: membrane. Lineage: Eukaryota; Metazoa; Brachiopoda; Lingulata; Lingulida; Lingulidae. The record is from RefSeq and is a predicted model, not a curated record.
UUUCCAAGGUCAAGGUUAAAGACUUGAAGCAUGAAUACCUGUCAGUCACUCCCCUUUAAAAGUGUGGAUGUAAGAAAACAGUUUGAAAGAUGUGAUGGUUGGAGCUUAAGGGCAUAGAAAUGCCUCAAAUCAUGGGAAUGGUAUAUUAAGUACCUUGGAUUUGUUCCAAAGACCUGAAAGUCAAAUGACAGUAGCGUUAUAUUUCAGUGGACUUUACAAUCUAUCCAAGACAAUGAUUGUUUAAGGGAGAAGAGUGCCCUUAUUUACUCACUAAAACAAGCCAGUUGUCUUCGGACAGCUCGUAAAUGAAAGAGUUAAAAAGAUUGGAUCAAGGAGACCAGAAAUGUCAACAUUCUUCUCCAAUCUGUACACAACAGCAGAAGUCUAUGCCCUGUACCUUUGGGGGCUAUACAAACUAGAUGUGUAUUUUGACAUUGAUUACCUCCGUUGGCUGGCAUGGCUGUGGUAUCCGAUCAUCAUCUCAUUUCUCCUCCCCUUGAUGAUAAUAGCAUUUCUGUAUGCAUCGGCUUUAUUCCUGCACAUAUACAGACUGAGACACCAAUUAAAAGAUGCCUAUUCUCAAGAUUUUUGGAAUGGUGCACGGAAAACACUGGCAGCGUUAUGGGAUGCUCAGGGCUAUAUUUGGCAUGGUUACGAAGUCAUUGGUUUGGACAAGAUUCCAUCUGAGGGACCUGCACUCCUAGUUUAUUACCAUGGAGCUAUUCCCAUUGAUAUAUAUUACCUCAUUGCCAAAUGUAUUCUACACAAAAACAGGCAGCUUCAGGCUGUUGGAGACCGGUUUCUUUUUCAUAUUCCAGGUUGGAAGUUGUUAAUGGAAGUAUUUUGUGUUCAACCAGGGACAGUGCAGAGUGGCAUAGAUCUGAUGAAACAAGGGCAGCUUUUAGCCAUUGCACCAGGUGGAGUACGUGAAGCAUACUUUAGUGAUGAAUUCUAUGGAUUGCAGUGGGGGAAAAGAACAGGGUUUGCCAAAAUUGCUGUACACGCACAAGUGCCAAUUAUUCCAAUGUUUACUCAAAAUUGCAGAGAAGCGUUCCGCUCAUUGGGACUUGGAAAAGAUUGGUUGAGGAGGAUUUAUGAAAGAACUAGGCUCCCACUGGUUCCAAUUUAUGGGGGAUUUCCAGUCAAAAUGAGGACCAUAAUUGGAGAUCCUAUUCCUUAUGAUCCAAACCUUAGUGUUGAACAAGUUGCAAAAAAGGUACACACAAGUAUAGAAAGUCUUAUAGUUCAACAUCAGAAGGUUCCAGGUAAUAUACUCAGGGCUUUAUUGGAGAGGUUGUUCACUCCAAAAAUUUAUGUACAAGAAAGCUGAUCAUGCUUGGUCUCAAUUUAUGAAUGUGGAAAGAAAAUGUUACAAAUAAAGUGUCCUCUAUUGAUUUAAACAUUCUGUCAAGAAGAAAACAUUACAGAAAGGAAAUUUGAUAAAAACCUGCAACACUGAAAUGAAAUGUGCAAUUAAUAUUACUUCGUAAAGGUAAACACAAUUUGACACACAUGUAGCUCAUAAAGUAAUUUCUUUUGCAUGAUUUACUUGUAAGUGCAAUUGUAACUAUCUUGUAGAUAGUUUUUUCACUGUUUGUCACUUUUCAGAUGACUUUGGAACUUCCUUUUGAAGAAUUGUGUGUCAAAUAAUUGAAUGUAUGAAUGUAAAUGUGUAGGAUAGGAAUGUUUGACAAUGCCUUUUGAAAUCUGUGCAAUCUAAUGAUUUAAACACUCAUCAGUCAUCCAUGUGAACCGCCUGGAUACUGAACACAAUAAAAUCAAAAUUAAGGAUUUGCUUAAUGUAAUAAGUUCCAUAAUCUAUUAUGCCAGUUAUUAUUUUGACAGUCAUUUUUUUGACAGUUAAGGGACUGGGAAUUUACUUCUAUUGGUCUUUUUAGAUAGUUUUUAAAUACUCUUAUAGUUAUAGUCAUGCAAUAUUUUGAAUGUUGUUAGUGGAUUCCUAGGGCUCAUUCCCAAUUAAACAGUUUUGUUUGAGCCCUUAUUUUACUAUUGAUGCAGUGGAUGCACAUUAAUGACCUAAUAAUGCUCUACCAAUUCUGUAGAACAAAUUGAAUUGGGGUUACAUUUUGUUUGUAAUUAUAAUUUAUUGUCGGUCAUUCCAUUGUAAUUAUUUUCCAUAUUUUUGUUAGAGUCUUUUUGUUAAAGAAUCAGUCAGACAUGAUGGUCAGUUGCCAAAUGUUUGAUUUUUUUUUUUCAGUGAAAACUUGGCAUUAGAUUUUUGGUGCUGACUUUCAAUUCAUAAUUUUUAUUACUAUUCGAUAUCUGUAGCCAUAAAAAACCAUUUCCACAAGGAAAUUAAUAGCACAAGUUCUAUCAAAACAAGUUAACAUAUUGCUUGUUAUGGAUCAAAUGUAAUAUAACUAAAAUAUAGGAAAUGUUUUUGUUGCAAUAAAUGUUAUCUUCUAUCGUACUAUUUUGUUGAAUAAAAAAUUACUAGAAAAGUGAAGUUCUUUGUCAACAAAUGACUUAAUGUUCAUUUAAAGUGAUAGGUUGCCAAUUUGAGGAAAACUCAAAGCACCAAAACUGUCAUAAAUACAGACAAAAAGCAGGAAAUAAUGCACAAAAUGGGCCAUUUUCUCAAUUUUGAUGCAAUACUACAUAAUGCUAAAUGGCAAAAUCAUCACCAAAUUUCAAUUAUGCACAACAGGUAACAUGGACAAUAAGUUUGUUGAGGCAAAGAGCCUUUCGUUGAGUAAGAGCGCCAUCAUAGUUGUUGAGAUGAUACAAGAAUG